Messenger RNA from Salvelinus namaycush (lake trout), 5109 nucleotides. RefSeq names its product carboxyl-terminal PDZ ligand of neuronal nitric oxide synthase protein. The transcript has 11 exons. Lineage: Eukaryota; Metazoa; Chordata; Actinopteri; Salmoniformes; Salmonidae. Bases 459 to 2495 code for a protein of 678 amino acids. Gene Ontology annotation, molecular function: nitric-oxide synthase binding. The record is from RefSeq and is a predicted model, not a curated record.
GAUGACCGAGAUUCAAAAACACCGGCAAAGCGACAUCCACCAGCAAGCCGCCAACGGCCACCUGCAACAGACCCAUGCUAGGGCUACCUGAGAGACGUUACUAUUGUGGUUUAGUAUUGGACAGUCUAUGGGAUGAUUAGGUUUGCUAAACAGAGAACACUGUGUUGACAAAAGGAGUGUCAGCAGCAAGACUAGGCGCUCUUGGAAUAAAAGAAAAAGAGGCGCCCAAAUCUGUCCCUUCCGUGGACGGGUCCCCUCCUCGCGCUUUGAGCGCCACUCUCGCGGAGCUAUCGCAACAAUGGACUCAGGGCUCCACGGGGAGCUCACUUUGUGUGCCAUAUCUCAAUGGGUCAGGGGUGUAUAUGCCUCGUAACGUGUGUUCUUUCCCAUGUUAACAUCGUUCUCUGGUAGUGUUUCCUUCACUCGCGUUUGGUAGGUCCAGAGUGAUAGGACUGAAGAUGCCAGGACGGAACAGGUACAAUCUGGUGGACGAUGUCGCGGAUUCGCGGGUCCCCCUCCAUAACGAAGAGGCGUACCAACACGGGAUACAUUUUCAAGCUAAGUAUGUGGGCAGUCUGGAUGUUCCCAGGCCCAACAGUCGUAUGGAGAUCGUAGCAGCCAUGAGGAGGAUCAGGUAUGAGUUCAAGGCCAAGAACAUCAAGAAGAAAAAAGUAAGCAUCAUCGUGUCUGUGGACGGAGUCAAGGUGGUCCUCCGGAAGAAACAGAAGAGGAAAGAGUGGACCUGGGACGAGAGCAAGAUGCUGAUCAUGUCUGACCCCAUAUACAGGAUCUUCUACGUGUCCCAUGACUCCCAGGACCUGAAGAUCUUCAGCUACAUCGCCAGAGAUGGCUCCAACAACUCCUUCAGGUGUAACGUCUUCAAAUCCAAGAAGAAGACCCAGGCCAUGCGUAUAGUGCGUACGGUGGGCCAGGCGUUUGAGGUGUGUCAUAAGCUUAGUCUGCAGCACGCCCAUCAGGGUAUAGAUGGACAGGCAGAUGGAGAGAGUGACAAGUCCACAGAGGACACCCCCGCUGAGGGUCGUCAGUUGACAGGGGCGGAGGAGGAGGAGGAGGAGGGGUGUGGAGAGGAAGGGGAGCCCCAGGCACAGUCCCAGUCUGUGUGUGAGCAGGCGGUCAACGAGAUCCUCCAGAGUCUGGCCCAACUCAACGUGGUCCAGCCUGGACACACCAUCAUGGACUAUGAGAGCCGCUCCAGCUACAUGGUGUCUCCGAAUGGCGUGGUUUCUCCCAGCAGCCCCUGCUCUCCAUUUCUCACCCCGCUGGCGGCGCAUCACUACCUCCAGCUUCUCCAACAGCAGAUCCAGCAGCAGCAGCAACACACACAGGUGGCCGUCGCACAGGUGCAGCUCCUGAAGGAUCAGAUGUCAGUGGAGACCGCAGCUCGUGUAGAGGCCCAGGCUCGUGUCCACCAGCUGCUACUACAGAACAGAGACCUGCUCCAGCACCUGUCCCUGCUGGUCACACAGCUCAAACACCUGGAGAGCAAGGCACCGGGACAGGGACCGGGGGAGAGACACACAGCUGGACUGGGACAGGGGGAGAGACAGGGUCACAAUGAUCAGGAGUCGUCAUGGACGACCAGGUCUCUGUCACUCAACCUGAAAAACCAUUACAGCUUGAGCAGCAUGGACCAGCCCAUCACCUCCACCCCUGCAGGGCCACUCCAAAAAAAAAAAGUCACCGCUUCCCAGGUGGACGGUGCCGAGUCCUACCUCAACCUCCUCAACGUGGAGAAUGGGACCAAACCACUGGGCUCUCAAAACGGGGGGGAGGCGGAGACAGACACACUCAUCAGAAGAACAUCCAAUGGGAAGCCAGGGCGGAGAGACAGCUCGGAAGUGUCGUCAAAUGAGAUUGUGCGGUUCGAAACAAGGAAUUUGACAGCCCUGGAUGAAAGGUUUAAACAGAUCAUCCCUAAAUUGGACCCGCCUCCCCCAUCCUUCAACCGUAAGCGAGCCAGCCGAACUGUCUCUCCGGGGUUGGAGUUCAACCCGCUGACCAUGCCCCUGACCACACAAGUAGACGGGAAUGGUAGCGUUCCGAGCCGGAGCGAGAGCCUGUCCUUCGCAGACAUCACACCCUGCUCCCUCUCUUCCGGACUCUCAGGAGACUUCCACCAGCUCAGCAAUGGAGGCGGCGAGAGCGGCUCGUGCGGCUCAGCUAGCGAGGAUUCCGGCGUCCGCUCCGAGACUAAAUCGCAUCUCUCGCCCCUCCACGACAAAGAGGACCCGUUUGGUGACAGUGGGACGUUCCUGACUGCCUCUAGCGGCUGUGGCAGCCCCCUAGAAGACAUGAAGGGGGAAACUGCACCCCUGUCAUGCGUCACCACCACCCCAGGCACACACGCGGACAGCUACGAGCACACGCUCCCCUUCUCCUCCCCCAUCAAUGACACCUGUCUGCACAUCAGCUUCUCAGAGGAUGAGUUGCUGGACAGCAGCCCUGAGGACUCUAGUGUCCCACAACAGAGCUAGGAAGACGGGCUGGGAGAGCUACUACAGGCCAUGACCUCAUUUGAGGCCUCUGGGGCUGGGGGCUCCUAGCUGACUGACACUGAUGCUGCAACAGACACCACACAAUAAAAUUACUGACACAGACUGUUAUCAGAGCUUCUAACGCACUUUGAAAUGCAAUAGUGUUUUGUAGGCCUCAUUCGGUCCAUAUUCCUGAAAUGUUGAGUAAGCUGGAUUUCAAGACUAGUUUCUGUCCUUUCACAACACACAGCUGGACAGAAUUGCGCAUGGCCUGAACAUACUUCAACACAUUCACAGAAAUGGAACAUAAAAUGAUCUACUAUUCUAGAAAUUAUUGCCAUAUGGACAGAUCCUACUAUUUUUAUAGAGAAUAAUGAUUUUAUUUGUUAUUAGUAAAUAAGUAGAGAAUUGAGAAUAAUCAUGUAGCAGAAGUCUUUCACUGUUAAUGUAGCCUAUAGUGUCAGUGACAAGUUAGUAGUCAAGAUGCUUUAAAUGUAUUUCAUUACAUACUCUCAACUCAUUUACAGGGUUUUCAACAUCACCCAAGCAUUACUGAAAUCGAAGUGACAUACUGUAGGAAUGUUGUGGGAACAUUGUGGGAAAGUUGUGAGUGAAGAUUGUAUGUGAAGUGCUGUGGCGUUGAGAACAGCUGCCCUCUCUCAGGCAUCCGACUAUGAAGAGUUAUGAAGAGUUAUGAAGAGUUAUGAAGAGUUAUGAAAAAAGGAACAGGGAAGUGAUAGAAAAGGAACAGCGAAUGGAAGAGAAGUGGUGAUGGAACUGUGUUUGUGUGUGUUUGGUCACUCACACUCAUACUCACAGUGUGGUAGUUUGAUGAUGUGUGUUUGGUCACUCACACUCAUACUCACAGUGUGGUAGUUUGAUGAUGUGUGUUUGGUCACUCACUCAUACUCACAGUGUGGUAGUUUGAUGAUGUGUGUUUGGUCACUCACACUCAUACUCACAGUGUGGUAGUUUGAUGAUGUGUGUUUGGUCACUCACUCAUACUCACAGUGUGGUAGUUUGAUGAUGUGUGUUUGGUCACUCACACUCAUACUCACAGUGUGGUAGUUUGAUGAUGUGUGUUUGCACAUUAUGUUUGGUUUUGGAAUGUUGUACACCACUCCUAUAGCCUUCAGACCACACAGUUUAAAAAUAAGAAAAGGUUGAUUUUUCAACAUGCCAACAUGAUUAGUUGAAUGUUGGUUUUAGGGCUAGAAGAGCCACGUGAUUGGCUGAAUGUUGGUUUUAGGGCUAGAAGACGCAACAUAAUUGGCUGAUUGUUGGUUUUAGGGCUAGAAGAGCCAACGUGAUUGGCUGAAUGUUGGUUUUAGGGCUAGUAAACAGCUCUGAUCUGAAAAGCUGGCCAAUGGCCUGACAAGCAGUGAAACCUAACAGAUGGUUCCAAGUGGAUGGUGUUUUUACAUGAGUGGUGAGGCAUGAAAGGUUUAAUAGCCCCUCUUAAUGGCAAAAGGUUUUCAGGGAUUUUUAGCUUUGAUCAAAAGACCCACAGAGUGGAACGAUAAUUGGGAAUCAGCGAGAGGCCUCAGGAGAAAAGACAAACUCACUGAUGAAUUAUAUCUCUCUCUAUUUCACUUUCUCUAUUUAUCUAUCUCUCUGAAGUCCUGAAUGACAGGGUAUUUUUGCUAAGCCUGAGAGUUUGGGUCUCAGUUUAAAUGAAGGAGAUAGUGACAUUGCUGCUGAGUGUUUGUUCAUUGUGCUGAAUGGGAGGAAGCGAAAGAUAGAAGAAAAAAAAUGAAAGAGAAAAAAGUGUCAUAACAGGAUAAUAACAGGGUCAGUUCAGUAAUUGUCUAUAAACAUAGUCUCAUGGUGAGAAACAUGGCGAUUGUCUCAUCUCCAUACUUACACAGGCUUUCUGUAUGACAACUACAACAAUAACAGAUAUAUUUUAUAUGCAUGACUAGUCUAGGGGUUUAUUCCUGGUCAGGUCACAUGGUCAAGAACAACUCCUGGCCUUAUGAGACUGAGUUAAACUGACGACUUCAAAUGAACAAUAGAACCUACUCUAAAUGUGGGCUUAUUCUGGAUGGCAGGUUGAGGUGAUGACGAGGUGGUUAAGGAGAGAUAUGAUUGGACGGUAGUACAGGUGUCGACUGGUGAUUGGCAAGAAGGAAUCGGAGGAGCUGAAGAGAGGGCGGAUUUUCUUUCCAACACUUUGAAGGAGAGAAAAAUACAGCAAUAAUAAAGGAAUGAGUGAAUGAAUAAAAGACGAGUUGAACAACUGCUGUAUUCACCUGUUAUUCUUUCUCUUGAAUGACUCUAGUUCCUCAUUCAAAAUAGGGUUUCUUUGGUCUCUUUGAUUCUCAACUACACAUAUACAGCGUUCCAAAUGGCCCCUUAUAACCUAUAUAGUGCACUUGGGGGUAGUGGGGUGCCAUUUGGGAUGCGGUCAUUAAGUUUAUAUAUACAGCAUAAAGAGAGGAGCAGUCAUGAAGACAGGACUUUCAGAAAGGAACUGAGGGACAAGCAGAGACACAUAGAAAGAGUCAUUUUUAGAGAAUAACAAUGUAUGACUUUAAUUUCCCAUAAAUUACGUACAUUAACAGAUGGGUAAUGUGGCCUUCCGAGUGGCGCAGCGGUAUAAGGCACUGCAUCG